AUGGAAAGUAUGUUUAGUGCAAAUAGUAUGGUAGCAGCACCGCAGCAGGCGACUGGACAAGUCGCAUCUAACGGCAGCACAACUCUACCUAGAUCUCACCACCAAAGACCUGGACGACCACCUGCAGCACCUAAAUCAUAUGAUUACUUAUUGAAAGUUUUACUUGUGGGUGACUCUGAUGUUGGUAAACAAGAAAUUCUUCAAGAUUUAGAGGAUGGAUCAGCUGACUCACCUUUUUGCAGUGGUAGUGCAUACAAAACAACAACUAUACUCUUAGAUGGCAAAAGAGUGAAACUACAAUUGUGGGACACAUCAGGACAAGGCAGAUUUUGCACAAUCAUCCGUUCAUAUUCAAGAGGUGCUCAAGGAAUUCUUCUUGUUUAUGACAUAACUAACAAGUGGUCCUUUGAUAGUAUUGACAGAUGGCUAGAAGAAGUAGAAAAGCAUGCGCCAGGUGUUCCUAAGGUGCUUGUAGGCAACCGACUUCACUUAGCAUUCAAGAGGCAAGUGCAAGAGCGUGACGCAGAAAUGUAUGCAGCGAAAAAUCACAUGGCCUUCUUUGAAGUCAGCCCGCUUUGUGAUUUUAACAUUCGCGAGAGCUUCUGUGAACUUUCAAGAAUGGCGCUACAUCGGAAUGGUAUGGAACGGCUUUGGAGGAGCAAUAAAGUCCUCAGUCUCCAAGAGUUGUGCUGUCGUGCGAUAGUGGCUCGAACAUCUGUAUAUGGACUCGAGCGCCUUCCUUUGCCGAGCACCCUCAAGUCUCAUCUCAAAUCAUACGCCAUAUCAUCUGCGCCGAACCGCCACCGCGCGAGACCAUCUAAGCACCCCCAUCACACCAGACUUAAUUGUACUGGUAGGAACUCUUGCACGAUUACAUAA
This is a messenger RNA of Leptosia nina, 879 nucleotides long. The record is from the annotation of a GenBank genome assembly. Lineage: Eukaryota; Metazoa; Arthropoda; Insecta; Lepidoptera; Pieridae.